Molecule: messenger RNA, 1517 nt
Organism: Penaeus chinensis
Lineage: Eukaryota; Metazoa; Arthropoda; Malacostraca; Decapoda; Penaeidae
Product: phenoloxidase-activating factor 3-like
Exons: 8
Coding region: 75-1175 (366 amino acids)
Biological process (GO): proteolysis
Molecular function (GO): serine-type endopeptidase activity
Source: RefSeq, a predicted model, not a curated record
AAAGUCUCCCCACACAGGAUACAAUCGAAUUACGUCUCUGCUGUGCAACACGCCUCCAUCUCCUGAUUUCGAGAAUGAACAGACAGAGACCAAGCACAAGCACGGUGGCGUUGGUCUUCAAUGCUCUCCUGUUGUUUGCUCACGGGGUAGCCAGCCAAGAUACAGGAUGUCAACGAGACGAAUGCAUCUUGCUCACCGACUGCCCCAAGCUUCUCGAGCUCCUUAAGAACCCCACGAGAGACAACAUCAGGGAACUACAGAAAGCUACGUGUUUUAUUAACAGGCGAGAGCCAUGGGUGUGCUGUCCCGCCCCUGCCGCCCCUGUCACCGAGCCUCCUAAGGUCAACAAAGAGUCCCUCCUGCCGGCGAACUGUGGCCUUGUGGGAGACGUUCGAGUGGUAGGAGGAGAAGACGCCCCCAUCAACGCCUAUCCUUGGAAGGCAGUCCUGGGAUAUCGAAUUGGAGAUUUACCUGAAAUACACUUUGAAUGUGGAGGUUCAGUCAUCAGCGAGAGGUAUAUCAUGACAGCUGCCCACUGCGUCAAUGCCAAUAUACUGAAUACGCGAAAACUCGAACUGGCUGUAAUUCGACUGGGUGAGUGGGACCUCUCCACGGAAGAAGACUGCACUGACAUCUGUGCUCCUCCGGUCCAAGAUUUCGACUUUGAGGAAGUUAUUGAACAUCCAUCCUACGACAACCGGACACUCUUCUCAGAUGACAUCGCUCUUAUCCGACUGAGCAAACCAAUCAACUUCCUGACAUCAGCUGGCUUUAUCCAACCCGUGUGCCUCCCGCCCGCCGAUUUUUCCCUGAGCGCGGAGGCCAGGAGCCAAGGAGCGAUCGUGGCCGGCUGGGGCGUCACCGAGAGGGGAAUCCAGAGCGACAGACUGCAGCAUCUCGCCCUGCCCUUCGCCGAGAAACAGAAGUGCAACGAGGUGUACAGAGGCAACCUGGUCGCGGAACAGAUCUGCAUGGGAGGGGAACCCGGCAAGGACUCCUGCAGGGGGGAUUCCGGAGGUCCUCUGAUCGUGCCUGCAGGAGUCGAAAGGACGCAAUCCAUGCAGAUUGGGAUCGUUUCCUACGGUCCUACGAGUUGCGGCCAGGAAGGAUUCCCUGGCGUCUAUACUUCCGUCAGCCAUUAUAGAUCCUGGGUCGAGGAAACUAUGAGGCCGUAGAUAAAGAAAACGGGGAGCGGAGGUAAGAAAACGGGAAGAGGAGGUAAGAAAACGGGAAGAGGAGGAAAGAAAACGGGAAAGGAAGUAAGAAAUUAGAGAAGAAAAAUGAGACAGGAAAAUGGAAGGAUGAAAGAAUAAACAUGAAGGAAAGUCAGGUAAUGAAGAAAGGUGGAAUAUGAAAAAACUAUAGAAAUAAAGGAAGAAGGAAAGGAAAGUAAUAGGAAAAAACUACAAAUGAGGAAAGAAGCAAAGGGAAACAAUAACGAAGAAUUUAUUGGUAUAACGUCUGUGAUAACUUUCUGUUUGUGUUUACAUUAAUAAACAUCUGUGAUAUUAACAGAG